Molecule: messenger RNA, 288 nt
Organism: Tuber melanosporum (Perigord truffle)
Lineage: Eukaryota; Fungi; Ascomycota; Pezizomycetes; Pezizales; Tuberaceae
Exons: 1
Coding region: 1-288 (95 amino acids)
Biological process (GO): dTMP biosynthetic process
Cellular component (GO): mitochondrion; cytosol
Molecular function (GO): thymidylate synthase activity
Source: RefSeq, a predicted model, not a curated record
AUGGCGCUUCGUUUCCAGUUCAGUAUGGGUUCGUUGGCGCUCCUCACGAUAAUGAUUGCGCAUAUGUAUGGCCAGGAGGCUGGAGAGCUUAUACCCAUUAUGGGGGAUGCGCAUGUUUAUUCCGAUCAUGCGGAUACGUUGAAGGGGCAGUUCGAGAGGGACCCUAAGGAGUUCCAUACUCUCAUGAUUAAUAGGCAAGUGGAUGAUAUUGAUGACUCCAAAUUCGAGUGCUUUGAGCUCCUAGGGUAUGAUCCACGUCCUAGUAACCAAAUGAAUAUGUCUGUAUGA